UGCUACUGUGAAUUUCGGUGCUGAUAAGAAGAAGCGUUCGCAUAAUUUUACCGGCGGGUUUCGAUAUUUGUAUUCUUUUAUUUUUAAUAAUUGACGUUGGAUCAAACAAUAAACCAUGCCAGAAAAUACCGAAUUAAACGCAGAACCAACAACUGUUGAGGAAUCGGCUGCUAAGAUAGCAGAAAAAGUAACCGGGGUUGAGAAUGGCACUGCUGCAGGAGAGUCGCCGCCGGUGGCAAGCUCGGAAGCCGAGGUUACGCAUCCAAGCUAUGAAUUGUCCAAAUUUAAGUUGACGCGUAUUUUACAAAAUAAUACAAUGCGAAAAACUAUAGCGUUGUUGGGCUCAUUCCCCGAUGUUUCUACUGUUGAUGUAGCUGUUGUGUUGCUUGAGAAACAAGCAUUCAAGGAGCGUGAUGUGCAAACUGCGAGCGAGGAGGGUGCUACUGAAACUCCAAGCAUAUUCAGUGCUGCCCUGCAGGUGCAUACGGAGUUCAUCAACAACAUUUAUGGCAGCUUUCGAUGCAUUCCCAGCACUGAAUUGAAUGGCAUUAAGACGACAGUGGUAUAUCCAGCUACAGAGAAGCACAUUGAAAAGUAUUCGUUGACUCAAAAGUACCUGAUUACUGAAACUCCAGCGUUAUAUGAGCAGCUAACUUUGCCGUAUAUAACGAACAGCCAAUUUAGUUUAGAUUGGGUAUACAAUAUACUGGAACAUCGUCAAGAAACUGAUCGUAUUGUGUAUGAAGAUUCAGAUCCCGAAACUGGCUUCAUACUCUUGCCCGACUUGAAGUGGGAUGGCAAAACUUUGGAGACACUGUAUCUUCUUGCCAUUACGCGCAAACGCGAUAUCAAAUCUUUGCGUGAUCUCAACUCUACUCAUCUGCCGCUUUUGCGCAAUCUACGCGCAGGAAUUGCAGAAGCUAUCGAAAAGCGUUACGGUUUAUGCGCCUCACAAUUGCGCAUAUAUUUUCACUAUCAACCAUCAUUCUAUCAUCUGCACGCUCAUAUCAAUCCGGUGCGUGGCGAUGCGCCAGGUAUUUGGUGUGAAAAAUCACAUAUGCUGGAUAUAGUCAUAAGCAAUAUUGAAUUGAUGUCGGACUAUUAUCAGCGUGUGACACUGCCAUUUGUUUUGUUCGAGGACAGCAAGCUGUUAGAUGCAUAUGAAGCCCAAAAAGCGGUGCAGAAGUGCGCAAAAAUAGUAGAGAACGGGAUUGAAAAAAAUGAAGACAAGGAGCAAUGUAAUGCUGAUGCUGUAGAUGAACCACAAGCAAAGAAAUUAAAAUUAGCAGCGGAUGAAGCAAAUGCUGAAGAACCGCCAGAAAGAAAAUUGAAGGAGACACCAACCAUAGAGGUUGCAGUGGAAUAAAUCAAGAAAAUUCAUGUUUUUGCACUUAAAUAAUUCCCAAUAGCAGCAAAUUAAUUUGAAAUGUAAAAAAAUGUGAUGCAUGCAGGUGCAGAGAAAUUCAGGUAACGAAACUGUUCACUUCACAAAUCGUUUAUUGAAAAAAGUAUUUGUUCCAAAUAAACAAGCGUGUACCCCACACAUUUGCUCAGCGCUGUACUUGACUAAAAUGCGGGGGGCUAAGAGUAAAUACACUUUUUUGCUUGGCUUGAACGAUGAUAAAUGAAGUGAACGCAGUAACAAAAUAAAUGCGCAGAUAUCUGUUAGCCAUUCCGUUGUUGUUCAAAAGGAUAUUGUUUGAGGUAAUUUCCAAGGUUUUGCUAAGUCAAGUACAUACAUAAUAUUUUACUCUAUAAAGCCAUUGGCGGCAAAUGAGAACACUUCUUAAAUGCUUUUCUCUGAUGCAAAGAUUUUCAUUAAAUGAAAAUUGCAUUCGUUUAUUUGCUUGAUUUUGUGUUUUUUUUUUAUAAUGUUGAUUUAUGGAUGAAGCAUUUCAUUAUGAUUAUUAUUGAUUUAUUAAAUUUUCCUUGGCAUUAUAAUAGACACUUACAGUUUUUUGCCGUGUUUUAUGCACAAGGUUUAUCUUUAUUGUGUGUGGGUGUGUAUGUAAAUAUGUAUGAAAUUUAGUAUGCGUGUGUUGUAUCCAUGCAAGGAUUCUUUAAAUGUACAUAUGUAUGUAUGUAUGUAGGUAGUACAUUAUUGUUGUUCUUGCUGUUUGCUGUUUCUUUUUUUGCAGUGUAUUUAAAAUUUCAAAUACCAUAAAUACAUUUAUUAAGCUUUUCCUAGAUGAUUCAUAUGCGUAUGUCUGGCUUUCAUUCAGUUAGUGCUCGUACGCAUGACAUUUCAGAGCUGUCGCGCCCGUGUCCAGCAAGCAGCAACCAAAACAAUCACAUAUCAAUUUGCAAUGGCAUUGUGGAUGGCGCUACGCUGCGUAUAACAACAAUAUUGGCUACAAAUUAAAGUCUCUCCAUAAUGAUGCCAUUUAUAUUUGCUCCGCACGUACUCCUGCUAUGCGUCGCAGAUGCUGUUAAGCACAGCUUACAAAAUUUGAAUUGAAUUGUUG
Messenger RNA from Rhagoletis zephyria (snowberry fruit fly), 2465 nucleotides. RefSeq names its product Decapping enzyme, scavenger (gene Dcps). NCBI's taxonomy places the organism in Eukaryota, Metazoa, Arthropoda, Insecta, Diptera, Tephritidae. The record is from RefSeq and is a predicted model, not a curated record. Gene Ontology annotation, cellular component: P-body; nucleus. Gene Ontology annotation, biological process: deadenylation-dependent decapping of nuclear-transcribed mRNA. Gene Ontology annotation, molecular function: hydrolase activity; RNA 7-methylguanosine cap binding.